Aureobasidium uvarum is the source of this 387-nucleotide messenger RNA. The record is from the annotation of a GenBank genome assembly. NCBI's taxonomy places the organism in Eukaryota, Fungi, Ascomycota, Dothideomycetes, Dothideales, Saccotheciaceae.
AUGGCCCAUGAUCGACGUAUCAUAAUAUGCGGCUUCGAGAUCAAGGCAUUCUCGACAUGGGGCGGACAAGAAAAGCAGGAACAAAGUGCUUGUCUCUUGCCGUGGUCAUGUCCUGCAAGGAAAGAAGAAGAAGAAGAAGAAGAAGAAGAAGAAGAAGAAGAAGAAGAAGAAGAAGAAGAAGAAGAAGAAGAAGAAGAAGAAGAAGAAGAAGAAGAAGAAGAAGAAGAAGAAGAAGAAGAAGAAGAAGAAGAAGAAGAGGUCUGGUCUCACAGCUCCCCUCUGCCUACGCUGUUAACUCUAACUCUCUUUCUUUUCCACCUUGACUUUUUGUUCUGUCUCGAGACAACCAACUUUCUUCUGUUUGCUGACUUUGCCAACAUUUUCUAA